Molecule: messenger RNA, 3938 nt
Organism: Mesocricetus auratus (golden hamster)
Lineage: Eukaryota; Metazoa; Chordata; Mammalia; Rodentia; Cricetidae
Product: C-type lectin domain family 2 member E-like
Exons: 7
Coding region: 3111-3779 (222 amino acids)
Cellular component (GO): external side of plasma membrane
Source: RefSeq, a predicted model, not a curated record
UCCCAUGAUGCAUGUACCCAAGAGUCAAGAGUGUCUGUUGAGCAACUAUAGUAACUACAUGGUUUUCUAAGCUGAAUUAAGUUGCAUGUGUUUCCGUAGACCUCAGCUGCCUCAGCUUCCUCUACCUAGGAAGACCAGAAAUCGACUCCUGAGCUACUUUAAAUACAUGAAACAGAGUGGUCAACGGAAUCUCAACCCAGGGAAAGAAGUACGGACAAUUAAAGAAUGCUGAGGAGGAAGAGCACACCAAUUGAUUUUCCAUUGUCAAAUGGUCAGCUCUGCAAACAUACACACAGGAGUGCCAAUACAUGUCUUCCAAAUGCCUUUCCAUCUGUCACCAUUCAUCCUGACUUGAUUGCCACACUACAGUGGGCAUGCAUGUUUCCCUAGGACAUCACAGGCAUGUUCUCCCUUCGCAUUUGUUGGCUCAGCUUCCUAGAAGUCUCAUAUCUCAGUCAUGGUCUCCAGAGACUUUCCAGACUUGACUCCAGCAUCAUCUCACAGCAAGGCCUGCCUUGAUUACUGUGAUUGAUGUGGUGGUGUCUCCAAAGGUAAAAUCUUAAUUUCCGUUUACUUUUUUUCUUGCUGGCAUUCAACAGCACACAGUCUUUGAGGCAGGUGUUCACAUCUCACUGAUUGCCCAGCAACACAGACAUGGAAACUAAACAGUCAAAGAACAGGAUAGUUCCAUUUGUUUAUAGUUGCAUCCUCAUCAUCCAGAGCUGUGACUGACACUUAGUAGAUGCUUAUUUCUGAAUUAAUGAAUGAGCUCUGUAUACAUUUUUCCAUCCUAAUAUCACAGCAAUAUUUUUUUCUUUGGCCACAAAGCAGGUCACUGCCCAUGUUCCUCUUUCUGUUUUUCUUUGUUCAUUGAAAGUUAUUUACCACAGUUUGAGUUGUUUAGAUAAUGGGUCCAGGUGUUUUCAUUUUUUUCACUACUGGAUCAGCAUUUCCUCUUCACAAUGUUUGCUCUCCCUUUAUUCUCAUACUUUUGUCCUUUAGGUUUCUGUUCAAGCUGAUGUUGUAUAGGAAAAUAAGUACAAUGAGCACAAACAAAUUUUCUAAGCUCUUGAUUUGGGACCAGGGAAUAUUGUGUUGAGGAAAUCUCAUUGUUUUUCUCAACCUUCACUUUCUUACACGCAUUUCAAUAAGCCCCUUGCCAUGUUUCUACUAGGCAGGGACAUAAAGAAAAACAAAGCACAUUUCUUCCUAUCAUGCUGGCUCACUGGUAUCCUCCCAGCAAUGUCAAAGUCUUGUGUUCUCUUACCUUGAUGUGAAAAUAAUAAAGCUUAUUUACUGAUGCUAAAGGGUUCUCCUGGUUUAAUUUUACAAUUAGACACUUCCUAACCAUAAGGCCUUUCAUAUUUAUGAUUGCAUAGUUUUCAAAAUAUAGGAAAAAUGUUAAAGUGAAAACAUUGCAAUAAUAUCAGUAAAUGCAGUUAGGUCACCGAAUGCCAUAUUAUCAGGUGACAAUUUUAGAUAUAUUUUCUACCUCAUUUUCUGCUACCUCUUUCUACAACCUCUUGUCAUGUUAUCCUUUUGAGCAUUACUCAGGUCUUAUAGAUAUCUUUUACUCUGAUUAUUAAACCGUCUGCUAGAGGCCAGGACUGGUUUACCCAAUGCUAAUUAUUAGGGGUGCAACUGCAGUAGAGCUGAGUCAAAAGUGUUUGUUAUAAAGGCAAAACCCACAAACUUAGCAAUUUCUGUUGUCGUGGCAAGAAUGGCAGGAUAUUAACUUUUAAUAAAUAUAUGCCACAGUUAUGUCACCAUGAUAUUUCUGAUUGAUGGAGAGAAGCCUUGUGAUUACAGAAGUAGAACAACACAGGCUAGGAAAAGUUCCUGUGAAAUACUGACCUCAGUUUGACCCUGAAGUUAAGUCAGGACGUAGCAAGUGCCUUUCUUGUUCAGUAUGAUACGAUAAAACCUGAGACUGUUGGGGUGAAGAAUCCUCACGCACAGGGCAAGGACCACAGCAGCAAGGCCGAGGCUGGUGCAGGAGCUGAAAGUGCUUCGGUCCAUCUACCACCCACACGGAUAGCAUUUCUGUGUGCCGGUCCAUCUGCCACCCACACGGAUAGCAUUUCUGUGUGCCAGUGCUUGCUUGCACAAGCUGAGCUGCAAGCUCCUACUGGCCUGAGCCAGAGAGACUGGGACAAAGCAGCUCAAGGACCAUAGCACCCCUCACAGGAUUCGAUGUCUACAAACUCCUUCCGUAUUCACUGAAACAUCACAGAAUCGUACCCCUCUGUGACCUCCAUCUUGUCAGUGGAAUCUGAUGGCCAAACCUUGGCUGCUGUCUUGGAGAGGCUCUGUUGGGUUAUCAUCAGGCAGCAGGAUGGCUGGGCUCAUGACAGAAGUUUUACAGAAUCAGAUGCAGGCUGGUCCAGGAGAAAUGCCUGAUGAUGCAUUAUUUUGGGUGUUGGAAAUCAACCUCUCUGCAUCCCUCAUAGUACACGGUGGUUUGCAAAAGGUCCUCACUGAGAGUCAGCUUGUCAACUUGUUUUUCUGGCAUAUCUACAGCUGCUUAGGCCCACAAACAGGCAAGCCAGAGCCCAGUGUGUGGGCAAAGCCCUCCCUGGUAAUCUGCUCCAUAAGAUGGGCUGUUCUCCUCUAUCUUCCUCUCGGUCUUAUUUUUGAGCAAGAAAAAAAAAUGAGUUCCAUGUGUUUCUACAGAGACUCCAGGGAAUGGAGGCAGAGAGGGAUGACUACCCCCACAAAUGGUCUUCUCCUGUUUCUUUAUUAUAUUCUGUCACACUGUGACAUGGGUGUUAUAUCCUUCUGAGAUACAUAUAUCUCAGACAUAAGUCUGAGACCAGCCACAGCUUCUCAAAACUAAAAGCACUUUUCCUUGUUGAAUGACACAAUAUUUUGUGGUUCCUGUCAUUUUGUUUACAGUACACUUCAUUCCAUGUCUCAGCCCCCUCUCCUGUCUUGUGAUAGGAGCAGCUUCAUGUGCUCUGAGAGUAGGUGUUCUGCUAGAGAGGAAGGAGUUAACAGGGCACCUGAUGAACAGAUUACCAGUGGGCUUUUUUGGACCUGCCCAAGAAUGAAAACAGUAAUUCUGUCUAGUUUCAUUAUCCCUCUUACUGUAGCUGAGACUCACCUCGAAGAUGAACACAGAAGAGGCUCCAAAAGCUUCCAUGCGAGCGCUAAAGACAGAGGCCCCCAGCACAGACCUCCUUCAAGAGGGGGAAAUGGGCGAAAGGCUCCAAAAAAGAUAUUGCAAAAUAUCCUCCCCUGAAGGUACCUGUAAGCUUCGCUGCUACUAUAUAGUUAUCAUGGUUGUUUCUAUAACUGCUGGGCUUUCUGUUGGUUUCUUAGUGAGACCAGUCACUGAGAGAUGUGAACCUUGCUAUGCCACCUGCCCAAGAGACUGGAUUGGAUUUAGAAGUAAAUGUUUUUAUUUUUCUGAAGACAUGAUAAACUGGACUUUCAGUCAGACCUCCUGCAUGGCACUAGAAGCCCAACUAGUUCUUUUUGACAGCUUGGAAGAGCUGAAUUUCCUGAAGAGAUGCAAGGGGGCUUCUGACCACUGGAUCGGCCUACACAGAGAGUCACCAGAACAUCCUUGGAUGUGGACAGACAACACAGGAUAUAACAACUUGGUCCCCACCCAAGGAGCAGGAGAAUGUGCCUACCUGAGUGACAGAGGGAUCAGCAGUGGCAGGGACUAUACUCACAGGAAGUGGAUUUGCAGCAAGUUCAGCAACUACACUUUACAGUGCCCAGAGACCAGUACUGUCAAAUCUAGGGUAAAGAAUGUUUCAAAACAUCUCUGAGAAACCUGUAACAUGUUACAUACAGUUGCUGCUUCAUUCUUGAUCUUCAAAAAUCAUUAUCAAAUUCAAUUCACAAUGUGUGCUAACAUCAAGGUUAAAACUUACCUUUGAGGACUAUUCAUGUGUGUGCUUGGGAGACAAUGAAUGGUUCUAAACUAA